CUAUUCUCCCUUUAUUCCUCUCCUCCAUUUAUCUUUCUUUUUCUAGGGGUUUUCCUUCUUUGUUCUAAUCAAAGAUUUUAAAAAUGUCUAGUGCUUUAGAGAUGUCGCUAGACGAUCUCAUCAAGAGCAACCGUAAGUCCGGAUCCGGAAACUCCCGCGGUCGAGGCCGUGGAUCCGGGCCAGGACCUGCCCGCCGACUUCCUAACCGCAGAGCAAACCGCUCGGCACCUUAUACCACAGCUAAGGCACCAGAGACGCCUUGGCAGCACGAUAUGUAUUCGGAUAAGGGAGCUGCUUUCCAGCGACAAGCAGGUCGGGCCCCCGCUAUUGAAACCGGGACGAAACUCUACAUCUCAAAUUUAGAUUACGGUGUUUCCAACGACGACGUUAAGGAAUUAUUUUCUGAGGUUGGUGACCUGAAACGGUUUACAAUCCAUUACGACAGGAGUGGAAGAUCGAAGGGAACAGCAGAAGUUGUCUUCUCUCGCCGAACAGAUGCUUUGGCUGCAGUCAAAAGAUACAACAAUGUUCAGCUCGAUGGGAAGCCAAUGAAAAUUGAGAUUGUUGGAACAAAUAUUUCUACUCCUGCUGCACCCCCAGCUUCUAAUGACACCUUUGGAAAUGCAAAAGGAGCCCCAAGAGGUGGCCAACGCAGGGGAUCUGGCCGGCAACGUGGUGGUGUUGGAGGCCGUGGUUUUGGCAGAGGCCGUGGACGGGCAAAGGGCCCUGGAGAAAAGGUUUCUGCAGAAGAUCUCGAUGCUGAUCUAGAGAAGUAUCAUUCGGAAGCAAUGCAGACAAAUUGAACCAUUUCUCAUGUUCUAUUGGUCGGUUUUAAGUCUUUUCUACUGUGGACUUUAUGUGCUUGACACCUGACAAUAUUGUGUAUCUCUACCAAAUUCAUACUCUUUAGAGGAACUGAUCGUGAAGAGAACUAUUAGUUUCUUGAUUUAUGGAGUUUGGGCUUUUACUACUAGUAGUUCCAAAGAAUAUGGUUAGUGGAAAGCACUUUGUAGUCUCAAAUCUUUUGGUUUCAUUGAGACUGCCUCGUCCCACAAGUUGGGCACAAAAGGCAACCUAGGAAACUUUGGCUGCGCUGUUGGAGGACUAAUCUUGCUGUUGCCCUGAACUGCAUUGCCUUUUGGUUGUUCCUGCAUUGCAAAACCAGUGAGAUUGCAAGUGAGGUAGAUUUCUUUAUGUUCUUUCUCUAAUGGAUCCUGUUUUAGCUGUUUUUAUCCUUUGUGCUUCAAUUGCUGCAAUUGCUUUUCCUGUUUAGGAGUUUAUGGUGUUAAAUUAUGUCAUGCUAUUAUAUUAUCUGUGAAAGGAAUAUACUUUCCCCA
Molecule: messenger RNA, 1337 nt
Organism: Hibiscus syriacus
Lineage: Eukaryota; Viridiplantae; Streptophyta; Magnoliopsida; Malvales; Malvaceae
Product: THO complex subunit 4A-like
Exons: 5
Coding region: 84-803 (239 amino acids)
Biological process (GO): mRNA export from nucleus
Cellular component (GO): nucleus
Molecular function (GO): mRNA binding
Source: RefSeq, a predicted model, not a curated record